Cyclopterus lumpus (lumpfish) is the source of this 2269-nucleotide messenger RNA. RefSeq names its product PEAK family member 3 (gene peak3). The record is from RefSeq and is a predicted model, not a curated record. The coding region runs from base 452 to 2269 and encodes 605 amino acids. The transcript is spliced from 4 exons. Lineage: Eukaryota; Metazoa; Chordata; Actinopteri; Perciformes; Cyclopteridae. Gene Ontology annotation, molecular function: protein kinase activity. Gene Ontology annotation, biological process: protein phosphorylation. Gene Ontology annotation, cellular component: focal adhesion; actin cytoskeleton.
AACUGAGGAAAGAAGGAAACUAGAAGUGCUCUCCCCCCGUUCUGACGAGUUGAGGUUAGUUUAGAGGAGCAGCUCGUUGCCCUCAGAACAGAGCCCACCGUUCCGGUACCGACCUCAAAAGCUCAGACUGAAAAACGACCGUGGCAGAAGAAUAACGAGAGCAGGAAAACCCACUUUGAAACUACACAGACACACGAGAGAGAGAGAGAGAGAGAGAGAGAGAGAGAGAGAGAGAGAGAGAGAGAGAGAGAGAGAGAGAGAGAGCAGCCGAGGGAGUAACUGAGUCAAACGGGAAGUAUUUCAGAGAAGCACUGAGGCAGCCACCUGUGAGCUCCACACACACACACACACCACACACACACACACACACACACACAGAGAGAGAGAGACAGCAGUUAACUGUGAGAGAGGUGGAGGAACAGGUUAGGUGCUGGAUCUUUGUCGAUACCGGAUGGCGUCUGGUCCUGGCAGCACAGGGGAGGAACAGCCGCCAGCGCUGCCUGUCAAACAGCGCAGACUCAACAGUGUGGACUUUGACUGCAUGAUGCUCAGCCCUGUCGGACUCCAGCUUGACAACUACGCAUGCGACGACGUCUUCCCCGAAGCCACAGAUUGUCAUGCAGCCCAGUGCCCCAUCCACCAGCGCUACGAUCCCGGCACCCGGCACCAGAUGAGAUUUUUCUCCGACGGCACCCCGCCGCCCAUCCCAAAGAAGAGGUUAGCUCGGGCCCUCUCCCUCCAGGGCAUCAAUGCGCCUCAACUCUCCCCACUGUCUCCAGUGCAAAGACACCCUCAAAACUUUGACAACCCGCUGUACAUGCUGGCACCCGUUCCCGAAACCUAUUUCCACCAGGAGCCGGGAGAGUUUCAACCAGUCGGCGGGGGCCCCGUCCCCUUACUGUCCUUUGACACCCCGGACGAACACCUGUCCCACCUCUUCGGCGGAUUUGACGACCAGAGGGUGGUCUCUCGGGGGAUUCGGCAUCGACAUCUGCUCUUUCUGAGAAGCACGGCACAGAGCGUGGAGGCUGGGAUCCUGCUGCAGAAGGGAGAGGCCACGGAGAGGGACGCCGCCUCACACCGGCCUCAGGAUUUCCUGCUGAGCGAGGGCAGCGAGCCAAAGCAGAUCGGAGACGCGGUUUACUACAGCCUGCACAGCCCCAAGCUCCCAGGGAGGAUGCUGGGUUUAAGGGUGCACAAACAGCCCGAUGGAGCUUCCUCAGCUCGGAGCGAACACCAGCCUCCUCCCGCGCACGUCAACGUGCGAGAAGCCAUCGCUCACUUCCAGGGAAGCGGCACCCUGGGGUGCGACUCCAUGCUUUUGCAAACUCAAGGCCCGUCUCGUCGUUUGAAGUCGGACUGCGCCGCCACCGCCGCGAAACCACGCGGCGGAGGCCGAAACGAGUGUGCCGGCAUCAAUCUGACCUCGGUUCAGUCCUUCCUCCAGAAGGGGCUCUCGGUGAGCGUGGAGCGAGACCGGCCUCGCGCCACUCUCGAGGACUUCGUUCAGGACAGCGGCUCGUCGCGUAGCGCAGACCGUCUCGAUUAUGACAGACGGGUGUGCGCUCUGCUGCUGCAGAUACUCACGGGCUCACAACAUCUGUACGACGUCAGCGCCACUGCAGCCGAGCUCAGACCUCGGGGGAUCUUCUUAGUGUGGCCAGAGGGAGAAAACCAGCUCGAAGCGAAGAGAGGGCACAGGACCAGCAGGCGGAAAGAGGACAUGGAGUGGGGAAGGAAAAAGGGAAAGAUCCAGAUGUCAUGGAGGACACACGGUUCCCCCCGCGUGGUGUUGACCCCGCUACCGUCUGUACCUCACCCUCUCACCUACAUCCAAUCCCAAGUAGGAGCCUUGAUUCAAUACUGCCUCCACUCACAAGAGAGCCCGACCCCUCUGGACUCAGGGCCCAACCUGUUCAUGUCCUCACACCGGAUGGGGCUUCUCUACCUGGCCUCUCGGCUGCAGAGCGAGACCAGCGGGCCACAGAUGGCCGACAUGGUGGCGGUGCUUCAGGUGCUCCUGUGGGGUCCACGGGUCCCACUCUUUAAUCACAGAGGCUCGAUGACCACCGCCGUCCACAACUGGCUGACGGUCAAGCGAGCCCUGCUGGUGAUGAAGUUGGCGGAGAGGGGGCUGAUCCAGGAUCAGUCCGCUCUGGAUUGGGAGGACUGCAUGUGCCUGCAGUACCUGUCGUUCACGGACCCUGAGGCCGUUGUGAGCACGACUAGUCAGCUGUGGCUCACUCUGAAUACGGAGAGGCCAUGUUGA